AUGUUUGAUGAAAUUCGGUAUGAACUCAACAGUGUGGAGAUUGAUCGCAACAGAAAUGUUGGAAUUACCAGUACCAUCAAGAACUAUGUAUCGCUGACGUAUGACAAGUCUUUGAUUGCGUUGAACGCUGGAUGGGAUUCUAGAUCCGAUAUAACGGAAGGUUACUUUAACUUUUGCGUACCGCUCAACAUGCUGUUGGGCUUUUGCGAGGAUUACAAACGCGUGAUUGUUAACGCUCGCCAUGAAUUGAUUUUGAUACGAGCGCGCAACGAUAACAAUUGUAUACUGGGAAAUCCUGCGACGGAACCGGAGGUUGAACUGAUCAAAGUGCAAUGGCGGAUGCCUCAUGUUAUGCUAAACGAGAUCAAUAAACUAUCAAUGCUGCGAGCAUUGGUAAGCGGUCGUUAUCUCAGUAUGAGUUUUCGCUCAUGGGAUCUAUACGAGUAUCCUCUGUUACAGAGUACGACGAAGCAUUCAUGGGCUGUCAAAACGGCGACUCAACUCGAGAAGCCACGUUACGUUAUUUUUACUCUUCAGACCGGUCGAAAGAAUAUCAUGUCUCAAGAUGCAAGCGUGUUUGAUGAUUGUAAAUUGAGUAAUGUGAAGCUUUAUCUCAAUUCAGAGUUUUAUCCGUACGGUGAUUUGAAUCUCGAUUUCGACCAAAAGAGAUACGCUCUCCUAUUUGAUAUGUACGCGCGUUUUCGUAAAGCAUAUUACGGAAUCGACUGCUUCGAAACGCUGCUCAAUGUACUCUCGUUUAUCGAGAAAGGACCGUUUGCUGUCAUUGACUGCUCGCGACAAAACGAAUCCGUCAAGAGCGCUACCGUGGAUGUGCGAAUAGAAUUUGACUGCAAGGAGAAUGUACCCGCCAAUACUACCGCCUAUUGCCUCAUCAUACAUGAUCGUGUUAUCGAAUACUGCCCGCUGUCCAAGGUAGUGCGCAAGAUUAUGUAA
This is a messenger RNA of Cyphomyrmex costatus, 954 nucleotides long. RefSeq lists its product as uncharacterized. The record is from RefSeq and is a predicted model, not a curated record. The coding region runs from base 1 to 954 and encodes 317 amino acids. NCBI's taxonomy places the organism in Eukaryota, Metazoa, Arthropoda, Insecta, Hymenoptera, Formicidae. The transcript has a single exon.